GGGCCUGUCUUUCAGUAACAAUAUAACGAACAAGGACUCUGAUCCACAUUAAUGAUCUAUGGGUCGAGAAUUCUGAAUCCCAUGAUGAUAUUGCCUUGAGUCCCUUCUACAUACCCGAAUUGACUGAUCACCGCUUCCAACCUCGUGUCCAAACGAUUUCGAAGUCGAUCUUUGCUGGCGGUGACCUCAUGACGUCUCAUUGCCGCCAACCCUUCGCUCAAGAUUCUCAUCUUGGAAGGGGGACAACACACAUACAACCAGAAUGCACAUAUCCAGCCGGUGCGCUUCGCCACACAUUUUGCUCCGACGAGCACAACUGUGUCAUCCUCGCCAAUCCCAGCCAAGAUGUGGGCGAACGUACAAUGUUAUUUCCCAGUGGUAGAAAUAGUCAUUAUGAGCGCAUAUAUGCAUAUUGUCACUUUAUUGUAGUUGUGGCCUAUGCUCGAACUUCGGCGUCUGACUACGAUGACUGGGAGGCAGUCCACCAGAACACAGGAUGGGGCUCUACAGUACUGAUUCCGCUUCUGAAGAAGACAGAGACAUAACAGAUCAAGGACAUCCAACCUACCCACGGAUACAGCGAGCCUCUCAAGGUCUCUUGGUAAGGCGCAGUCGAGUGUCGGUAAAUAAUUCUUGGGUGUAGCAGACUAAUACCACAAAGAACGGCGAUGUGGAUGAUGACCACAAAUUAUCUAGUGUCAAUGCAUAUAGUGUGACCUUCGCCAAAACGAGUCAAGGAAAUCCUGUGACUCGUAGCUAUUUACCUCAAUAUAUCUCCAGUUAGAUUAGUGCGCAAACUGGACCGUGGUCCGACACGGCUCAUCAUUUCAUCUACAAUCAACAGAGCAACAA
This is a messenger RNA of Serpula lacrymans var. lacrymans S7.9, 852 nucleotides long. RefSeq lists its product as uncharacterized. Lineage: Eukaryota; Fungi; Basidiomycota; Agaricomycetes; Boletales; Serpulaceae. The transcript has 6 exons. The coding region runs from base 189 to 545 and encodes 118 amino acids. The record is from RefSeq and is a predicted model, not a curated record.